Molecule: messenger RNA, 2892 nt
Organism: Triticum turgidum subsp. durum (durum wheat)
Lineage: Eukaryota; Viridiplantae; Streptophyta; Magnoliopsida; Poales; Poaceae
Source: the annotation of a GenBank genome assembly
AUGGAUCCUAGUAGCUGCAAAAGGCAGAAGCAUGAUACUGGGCAUGAUAGCACGCCAGGCACCCAGUCCCCGUCAAGCAUCAUAAGUCAUAACAGAUCUGUGCGUCUUAGGUUUCUCGAACGAUUCGACGAGUUGAAGUAUGGGAGUGCCACUGAAGAUUACAAGGCAAUUGAGAGAAAGAAGCACCAACUUAUCAGCACCCUUGAAAAGCUGCAACAAGUACCUAUCAAGUUGCCCUGUGCCAGCGCGGCGCUGGAGACAUCAGAUGCAGGAUUACAUGGUGCUGCACAAAGUGGGAAAAAUAUUAGUUCUGAUAAUAUUGUCGACUUGGAUCAGUAUGAUGUUGAAGAUAAUACCCAUGGUAACAUGGAUAAUACUGAGGCUCAGAAAACGGUCAUUUUACUUGAUUCUGAUGAUGAGGACAUGGUUAAAUCCUUUGGAGAUGGAAAUUUAUCUGGUUCUAAGCAAAAUGCUGAUUUUACCCAAGAUUGCAUGCCGGCUGAGCAGCCUUGCCAAGACCAGGACAUCAUCAUGCGCAAUGAUGAGAAUAUCAAUUCUGAAGCUCUUGUAGUUGAUCCAGGAAAGCGCAGCAUGGUACUGACUAAUUGCCAUCUAUGUUUCAAGCCAAAGGAAAUUGCUUUAUUCGAUGGCCAUGAUACUUCAGAGCCACAACAACUGAACAAGCAAGGACAUGAUCACAUAAACAUUCACAAUGAGAGUCGUGAUGAGGAGAAAGAAACAAGGGAAGGAGAAGGUGAAGAUGUCCAAAGUAAAGGCCACAUGGAGAACAACAAUAUAUCUGCUGUAGAUUCUUAUGAAAUAUCUUGUGAGGUCAUACAAAGUGAAUCCAUGGAAGAGGGAAAUUAUAAUCACAUUGAUACCAUUGACAAUCCAGUUGAUGAGCUGGAUGACCUUUGGAAGGACAUGUCGGUUGCGCUGGCAAUGUCGAAGACCAUUGGAAGUGAUCACAGUAUUGUUCCGUCAGAGAAGAAUAGUUCUGAAGUAGUGGAUGAUUGUCAUCAUGACUUCGUGAUGAAAGAUGAUUUGGGCAUUGUGUGCCGUGUUUGUGGUUUGAUCCAGCAACGCAUUGAGAAUAUUUUUGAGUUACAAUGGAAAAAGCGCAACCGAUCCUACAGAACGUACCCGCAAGAACCCAGAAACUGCAACGAUCUCGAGGCAACUACUAAUCCUUCAGGAGAUAUUCUUCAAGUUGCCCCUGGUACUCUGUCAAUCCACCCUCAGCAUUCAGAACGGAUGAAACCUCACCAAGUGGAAGGUUUUAAUUUCUUGAUCAAGAACUUAGCAGAUGAGAACAACCCUGGAGGUUGUAUUCUAGCACAUGCACCAGGUUCUGGAAAGACUUUCAUGCUGAUUAGCUUUGUUCAAAGCUUCCUGGCCAGAUACCCGGCAGGAAGGCCGUUGAUUAUCCUUCCAAAGGGCAUUCUGGCAACAUGGAGAACAGAAUUUGUCCGUUGGCAAAUUAAGGACAUGCCCAUUCCACUGUAUGACUUCUACUCCUCCAAAGCUGAUAGCCGGUCUGAACAACUCGAUGUUUUGAACCUGUGGGAAGAAAACAGAAGCAUAUUGCUGCUAGGGUAUCAGCAAUUUGCAUGCAUAGUGUCGGAUCAGACGAAUAAAGCAGAAGCAGUCAUGUGCCAAGAGAAGUUGCUGAAGGUCCCGAGUCUUGUCAUUCUAGAUGAAGGCCACACUCCGAGAAAUGAGCAAACUGACCUACUCAAUGCACUUGGAAGUAUAAGGACUCCUAGAAAAGUUGUGCUCUCAGGAACCUUAUUUCAGAAUCAUGUCAAGGAGGUCUUCAACAUCUUGAACCUUGUCCGGCCAAAAUUCUUGAAAACGGAGCGAUCUCGUGGGAUAGUGAAGCGCGUACUAAGCAAGGUGGACAUGUUGGGGAAAAAUGCAAGGUCAAGGAACAUUUCAGAUAAGUUCUGUGAUUUGGUUGAAGAAAACCUUCAGAAGGACGCAAAUGAUAAAAUGAGAGCGAUGAUCAUCGAGAGUCUACGCGAGCUAACUGCAAACGUGCUCCACUAUUAUCAAGGCGAGCUUUCGGAGGAGCUACCAGGACUUUUGGACUUGACUGUUUUUCUGAAAAUGAGUACUGAGCAGGAAGAGGUCCUGAGGGGUUUGGUGGGACUGGGGAAAUUCAGCAAAAGUGCAAAAUGCAGUGCUGUUUCUCUUCAUCCAUGCUUAAAGGAUAUCCAGAACAUUAAAGACAAGAACCGAGAUAUUGUCGUUGAGAAGAUCGGUUCCAUCAUGCGUGGAAUUGAUAUCAAAGUUGGGGCAAAGUCAAAGUUUAUAUACAAUUUGUUGUGUCUGUCAGAAGCUGCAGGAGAGAAGGUACUCGUGUUCAGCCGGUACGUGCGUUUUCUCAUUUUCUUGGAAAUGCUGAUCGUAAGAGAGAAAGGAUGGGUUCCAGAGAUGCACAUUUUCAGCAUGACCGGUGAAUCAACUCCAGACCAGCGAGACAAGGCGGUCGAGAGAUUCAACCAAUCACCAGACGCUAAGGUUUUCUUCGGUUCCAUCAAGGCAUGCGGCGAGGGCAUCUCCCUCGUCGGUGCGUCGCGGGUUGUCAUUCUGGACGUCCAUGAAAACCCUUCCGUGAUGCGCCAGGCGAUCGGUCGUGCUUUCAGACCAGGUCAGACCAAAAUGGUGUACUGCUACCGCCUUGUCGCUGCCGACUCGCCGGAAGAGGAGGAUCACAACACGGCCUUCCGAAAGGAAUGGGUGUCCAAGAUGUGGUUCGAAUCAAACGAUCUUUGUGGCAAUGAUGAUUUUGAGCUUGCCACUGUGGACGUUUCAGAGAGCGGUGACAGGUUUCUCGACAAUGAGGCGUUGCGACAAGAUAUCAAAUCUCUAUACAAAAGGUAUGUGUGA